This is a messenger RNA of Varanus komodoensis (Komodo dragon), 1372 nucleotides long. It is a transcript of the gene LDLRAD3, whose product is annotated as low density lipoprotein receptor class A domain containing 3. Gene Ontology annotation, cellular component: plasma membrane. The record is from RefSeq and is a predicted model, not a curated record. The transcript is spliced from 6 exons. Gene Ontology annotation, biological process: receptor-mediated endocytosis. Lineage: Eukaryota; Metazoa; Chordata; Lepidosauria; Squamata; Varanidae. The coding region runs from base 39 to 1088 and encodes 349 amino acids. Gene Ontology annotation, molecular function: protein binding.
AGCCCGAAACUUUGCAGAGCGGCCGUCGCGGCGGGGCAAUGUGGCUGCUGUGGCUGCUCUUGGGCUCGGCGGAAGGACAACUGUUACCUUGGAAUAACUUGACAAAUGAAUGCAAUAUUCCUGGAAACUUUAUGUGCAGUAAUGGACGAUGUAUUCCGGGGGCCUGGCAGUGUGAUGGGCUGCCAGACUGCUUUGAUGAAAGUGAUGAGAAAGAAUGUCCCAAGGCAAAAUCUAAAUGUGGCUCCACCUUCUUUCCCUGUGCAAGUGGAAUUCACUGUAUCAUUGGCCGUUUCCGAUGCAAUGGUUUUGAGGACUGUCCUGAUGGCAGCGAUGAAGAAAACUGCACAGCAAAUCCCUUGCUAUGUUCCACUGACCGGUUUCACUGUAGGAAUGGCCUGUGCAUUGAUAAAAGCUUCAUGUGUGACAAUCAGAAUAACUGCCAGGACAACAGCGAUGAGGAAAGCUGCGGAAACUCUCAAGAAGCUGACAGCAACCAGAAUUAUGUGACUACCGAGCCUCAGCUGAUCUUCUAUCCCAGCAUUACCUAUGCAGUCAUUGGCAGCUCAGCCAUUUUUGUACUGGUUGUGGCCCUACUCGCGCUUGUCUUGCACCAUCAGCGAAAACGCAACAAUCUCAUGACACUCCCAGUACACCGACUGCAGCAUCCUGUCCUCCUGUCCCGGCUAGUCGUCCUCGAUCAUCCCCAUCAGUGCAGUGUCACAUACAACGUCAACAACGGGGUCCAGUACAUGUCCAGCCAGGCCUAUCAUAGGCCACCAGACUUAGACUCCCCACCGUCUUAUUCAGAAGCUGUGUUAGACCAAAGCAGACCUCCAUGGUUUGAUCUUCCUCCACCUCCUUAUUCCUCAGAAACCGAAUCCCAGAAUCAUAUAGACCUUCCUCCUUAUCGAUCUCGGACUGGGAGUAUGGCGAGCACAGAUGCUACAGUGGCAAGACGCCCAGGAACUACGGAUGGCAGUCGAACAAGAGCCACGGCUGCUGGUACGGACUGUCACAGUAUCCUGUGUGAUAUCACAGCUGGGCAAAGUGACUCCCUCAUCAACUCAACUUCCGCCAGGGAAGUGUAAACCAUUAUUUAUGAGGUUCUUCUGGAUGUCUGCUUCAGCUUGGACAAGAGCAAUGACGUUCAGAGUCACCUGAGCUCCUUGUAUAUGCUGACGGCAGUGCACUGCGGAGCCGCGCACCCUCUUGAAAUGAGCUAGAGCUGUGCAGACCCCAUUAAACAUUCAUUUCAAGGAAUGUAAAGCAGACAAAAAUGCCAAGGGCCCCAGCAAUGCCAGGCUUUGAGCAGCAUGUUCUGUGUUUGUCAGAACAGCUCUGACAUUUCCGUUAGGAUUCACCUGGACUUCUU